Messenger RNA from Malaya genurostris, 9254 nucleotides. RefSeq names its product GTPase-activating protein CdGAPr (gene CdGAPr). The record is from RefSeq and is a predicted model, not a curated record. Gene Ontology annotation, molecular function: protein binding; GTPase activator activity. The transcript is spliced from 9 exons. Bases 1377 to 7523 code for a protein of 2048 amino acids. Gene Ontology annotation, biological process: small GTPase-mediated signal transduction. NCBI's taxonomy places the organism in Eukaryota, Metazoa, Arthropoda, Insecta, Diptera, Culicidae.
CGAGCAGAGACCGUCGUUCUCGUUCGGUUUGUUGAGUUGUGUAAAUAUUUUCAAGAUGGAUGGUUGUAUUUCUCCGUUGCUCCGCUGCGUGUGUUCGGUUCGGUUCAUGUAAAGAACUUUAGUUGCAACUACCGAUGUUGCUAAAAAAUUAUGUGGUUUCUAUUGAGUGAAAAUCUGCUGUAGAAAAAAUUGAUUCUGAAAGGAAUUUUCAGUAAUAUUUAUUGUGUUCUCAUUUUCAUUCUCGAACCUAUCAGGGAAUUUAAUUAAUUUUCUCCCUUGAUUUGACACAUCCGAAGAGAGUGUUGAGCAGAACUAAAAAUCGUGAGAAUCUCUAAUAGAUUCUAUUCGUGUAUGUGUCGCGUUUAGUGUGAAGUGGACUGUUUUGUCUUGUGGAGAUCAUCAAAGGUUACUAACGAAGGGGGUUGUUUUGUCACGGAUGCUGUUUGUUUGAUGUUUCUUUUGCUUUUAGAGUAUAAUCGAAACAUGUUUUUAAAUGAUAAGUGAGUGAUGCGAAUUACAAACCAUUGUCACAAAGCCGCGAAUUGAAAUAGCAUAAUUCAGGUGAAAACACGCAAUUAACUGCCUGUUUAUGAGUGAACAGUUUAGUUUUUUCAUUCUAUGGAACGUUGGACCUACAUAGUGAAAAAUACCCACUUCUCCCCUCGUUCGAAAAAAAAGGUUGCAAAACUCCAACCUGAGGGAAAUCAGUAGCAGUGGGAAAAUAGUGUGAGUGUCAGGAGAGAAAAUUUUUCACUCUGCCGAUGGGCGGUGUUGUUUUUUUAAAAAUAGCUGAAAAAGAGCAGAAGAUGCUUGUGCCGUUUGUUUGAUUUCAUUUGGGUUGACGAAUUUCCACGAUGCCCCAGUGAGAAUUUGUGUAAAAGUUCCGGAAAGUGAUCAAAAGCACAGUGUCGAAUUCGGUGGAAGUAUUCUGGACGUCACUAGUCUAUCGAAAAGAAAGGAAACUGUCUAACCUCGGAGGUCGAAGUAUUUGUCCAUGGAAGGGAAUACUACAUAGACGGUUGUUUAUCAUUGGAUCGAAUUUCACCCAAUCCCCAAUCGAAAGGUGAGCGAGUAGUCAUCCAACAAAUUUGUUUCUGGGAUUCACGAUCGGCCGACACCCGCUGAAUAUCAACAACCAUUGGGACAUCGAAAUUGGGUCAUGGCUGCCCGUAAUUCAUGAUCGAGAAUUAAACACCAGUAAAGAUGUGUCGCUUGCGAAGUGACGCAAUCGGUGCCGGACAUCCGCUUCACUGGAGGACAGCGGCACUGUAGCUGCGUAUCGCCAGCUAUUUUCCUCUGUCGAAAAUAAAAAUCCUUUGACCGUCAAAUGACAAAUCUAUCAAGACGCAUUCAGUGAGACACGGGACAGCCAGACAAUGAUGAGUCAUUCCAGUAAGCACUAUCAGUUUUCCGGAGCCACUGGCACCCACUCGGAAGCUGGCGGCAGCACCGGCGGUGUCAUCAUCAAAUUAUCCGAAAAGCCACGCACCGUCAGCGAUAGCGAGUCGGAGAUCAACUACGACAUGUUCAACAGCAGCGUGACGUCCGAGUGUGGCGGUUCGUCGUCGGUGAUGAACACCUCGCAGAUUUCGAAUGUGUCCUCCGAUUCGACACACAUCAAGAGUGCAAAUUUGACGCGGUCGCAGAACCUGGGAGGAUCCUGCCGUUUCCCGAAGCUAGAAGAAUGUGCCCACUUCCACUACGAGCGCGUCCAGCUGGGCAAACUCACUGUCCGGUUGGUGGCGGAUGAGAAGAAUGACUCCCAGCUCGGUCCGCAGAGUGGUCAAAGCUCCCUGCUUGCUAGUACCGAUCUGAGUAGCUCCCAAACAGCCGGCAACGGCGGUAGAAACAACUGGUUCAUUAUCCGCAUCACGGCUGGCCGAUCUGAUUCUUUCAUGAUAAAGCGAUCCUUUGAGAACAUGUGUUUCCUGGACGAGAUGCUUCAUCGGUGCGUGUACGAUCGGAGGGUAAGCGAGUUAGAAAAUUUGAAAGAGAUGGAUAUGUCGGAUAAGAGCGACGAAGAGCUGGAAUCGUUGGUGGGAUUGUAUUUGAGUCGGCUAUCGGUAAUCGCAUCGGAUGCUAUGACGUGUGGACCCGUGCUGACCUGGUUGCAGAUCGACAACAAAGGUCGUAGACUGCCGGUGGCAGAUGAACAGACGAUGAAGUGCAUCAAUACACCAGCCGUUGGGGCAGCUUACGGAGUCCGAAGGUAUGUGGCACAGGCGUGUGAUGAAAUUUCGAUCGAAGUAGGAGAUAUGAUUUCGGUUAUCGAUAUGCCAAGCCCGGCGGAAUCGAUUUGGUGGCGCGGUAAAAAGAGUCAUUUGCAGAAAAAUCAAUAUGAAGUGGGAUUCUUUCCACAGAGCUGUGUGGCCACCAUCGGCGAUAAGGUUCCUCGGCACAUGCCAUUCCCUGCUCCACUGGUAGGAUCGCUGGCUGUGUCACCGACGAAACCAGUACUUCGGAAGCACGGAAAAUUGAUAGCUUUCUUCCGAAGUUUUAUCCUAUCAAGGCCUUCCAGACGACGACUGAAGCAAAGCGGAAUUUAUAAAGAGCGAGUGUUUUCCUGCGACUUGGGAGAACAUCUGCUCAACAGUGGCCAAGACAUUCCAAUGGUUUUGAAAUGUUGUGCGGAGUUUAUCGAAGAGUACGGGAUAGUGGACGGAAUCUAUCGACUGUCCGGAAUUACCUCCAAUAUACAGAAACUAAGGCGUGCCUUCGACGAAGAACGCAUUCCAGACUUAACACAUCCCGAGAUUAAGCAGGACAUUCAUGCCGUUAGUUCCUUACUGAAGAUGUACUUUCGCGAACUGCCAAAUCCACUAUGUACCUAUCAACUGUACGACCACUUUGUGGACGCAAUCCAGACUCGAUUGGACGCUCCUACCGAUCUCAAACUUCGGCUGAUUCGACAGACCGUGCAGAAACUGCCACCACCUCAUUAUCGGACCCUGAAGUAUCUGGCGACACAUUUGUUCAAAAUUUCUCGAGCUUCAGCUAGCACUGGUAUGACUGAGCGUAACAUUGCCAUCGUGUGGGCACCAAAUCUACUUCGUUCGCCGGCGCUGGAGUCAGGUGGUGUAGCCGCUCUCCGAGGUGUUGGUGUUCAAGCUGUAGUCACCGAAUACUUGAUCAGCAACUGUGAGCGAAUCUUCGACGAUAGCGCAGAUGAUUUCGGUAGUCAUUACGUGGAAUCUCAACCGAACUCGUUGAGUGACUCUAACAGCGUUCAAAAUCAUGGUGGACUAGACCAGGAUCUGUCGAUAUCGAUGGAAAGACCGAAAAGCUUGAGUGUGGGUGGCGCCAAACUGUUGAGUCUCGAGGAGGCCCGCAUCAGACGUAAUUGCAUGGAGAACAGCGAGAAAACUAUCCCCAUCAACAUCACAAACACUUCCACGCACAUUGGUUCAUACAUCGAAGUCGGUGGAGGUCCCUCCAGUCUGCCGGACAAGUACCACACGGUGUUACCAGUGCCAAGAAGCUGGAAUAAACGAAAAUCGCACUCGUCGUGGAAGUCUAUUUUCACGAGGCAACCACGACAGUCCAACAGCAACCAGGACAUCAAAGAAUACAGCAAUGCGUCAACUCCCACAUCGAAGGAACCACCGCUGAUUGUCGCCAAUGGGAGAACCGUUAUCGAGGAACGUGUGAAACCAGAGCCGAACGGUGACUUGAAGAAAAGUAACAGCGGCUUGCUGCAGGAUAAGAUGACAAAGAGUGUAGAUCUUUUCGACGGCAAAUCACUCACCAUUGAAUCUUGCGCUCGCUCCAACUCGGUCGAUAGUUUACGAACGGCAGGCCAUAGUCGUUCGGUUUCGCACGAUUCGUACUUCGAUCUGCUGCAGUCGCCGUUGCGAGGGAAUGUGGUAACCUGCCCUAGCCGGGAGUUGUCCGAACUGGGGUUAAAUUUUGACCGGGAAGAACCUGAAAUGCGCAUUUUCUCUGAGAGUGAGAGUUUAGUCAGUAGCCCAAAGGUAGCCAAAGAGUCAAUUCGUCGAACGCUACGAGCACGCCCGGAAGAAUACACCAGUGGAGGUAACAGUGUUAAUCCCAGUCCCAAAAAGCAACCUCGUUUGAACAUUCAUAGUCCAACCGAAGCAGCCAAGCAGCAGUGGAUGGUGGCAAAAACUGAUUCCGAAGUGCUAAGUCACGAUGAGAGUCUCUGCAAGCGCUACAAACUAGAAGAUCAACUCAGUGACAUUCAGUAUAUCGAUUGUAACACUCCGGAACACAACGUGUCCAGUGCGGGAUCGUCUCUGAAUAAUAACACAAUCUUCACCAGUGCACAGGUGCACAAACCUCCACUACAGGAGGAUUCUGACGGAGAAAAUGAACUGAUUGGAGUUAGAAACUCAUACCCUGGUUCCCAGUACAGUUACGUGAAGUAUGACUCCCCGAUUAAGGAGACUCGGUUUAGCUAUCCGGGAUCUAGUGCCAAAAAUAAGGAUAAACAUAAUAAGGAAGCCAAGGAGCAAGCAAUGAAUAUUGAUGAGCAGCAGCUACUGGUACACAAGAAUGGAUCAUCAUUGUACGAGAGUUUUAUUCUAUGCAGCCAGGCAUCGAAACCACCCAAGUACCCGGGGCGUUACAGUUACUAUCAACCCAGCGGCAGCGGAGAUGGCGGCGGUGAUGACAACAUAGCUAACGGAACCGGUACCACCAUCACCGGUGAGAGCCGUGAUGAAGGUUUGCAGGUGGUUCCUCGGAGCUGCUCGGAAAACGUUCUACGGAAAAGUGAUACUCAGAAGAGUAAACUGAGUGCCGUUACACCCCAGUCGCCAGUGCAGAGUCCCUGCUACUCACUGCUACUAGGAUCGACCACCAGUUCGGACAACAGUAGUAAUCUGAAUACUCCGGUAUAUGAUAUUGACGUGUCGGCAUUGCUAGCUCAGCAAACGCAGCCAUUAGAGAAAACCAAAGAUGACUCGGACCAAAGGGAUAUCAAGGCACUGAAAAGAGAACUCUCGUUAGAUCUCAGCGAAGCGGGGGUGAAGAUUGCUGGCGGGAAGCUUACGUCGGCAAAGAAAAUGUCUUCACCGAGCACUCCGUUGAAUUUUGCAUCGGAUAAUACGACAACCAACACAACUACAACCACCAGUCAAUCGAUGACGCCCAGUGAGUACUGCUAUCAAAACUUAAACCCCGAGCUCUCGCCGGGGGAGUUGGCUUCGUUUGCGCCGAAAGUAGCUCCCAACACGAACAAUAAGCCUGGAACACCGAUUAAAGCCACUAUCAACAUAACGUACAACGUACGAUCACCUGUAAAAAAGGAACAGGAAGGUAAUAUAUUCCGGUCUCCCGUCCAUUCCGUUGAUUCGAUAACUCCCACCACUCCGAGCAAAACUGACCAUGAAAAAGUCCGACCAAAGGUUGACGAUGAUUUGCUGGAAGAGGAAGAGUACCAACGGGAAAGGAGGAGUAUAUAUGAGAAUGUCCUGGUGACCGAGCCACUGCCCGGCAAAGAUGCGUCUGCUGUCAAGCGACUAUUGGAAACUAAUUUCGACGAAACCAUGGUUUAUGAACAAGUGAAAUUUUACAAAAACGCAGUCUCUGAAGUGAAUCACUUGUUAGAUGAUGAAGUGGUGGAGCAACCGAAACAACUGCCAGAGCUGGAAGCCUCUUCCCGAUUGUUGGAUCUAUCCAUCAACGAAGAGAAAGUGAGAGUACCUGAACUAGUCUCAUUUGAGGAAAAGUCAAAGGUGAAACUUAAAAUACAGGAAGACGAACAUGAAGAGGUGGAUGAGGAGGAGGAAGAGGACGAAGAGAACACAGACGGCAUCAACAACAACAAACAGGAUUCGAAACUUGGUACAGACUCAUCCCAUUCGGAGUUGAAGGAAAAAUUAGAUUUCGUGUUGACAAGCAAAAGUGAAGAGGAAAGCGACGACGUUCCCAUGUCGGAUGUGAAUGACGACAGUCUCGAGUUUGAUAACACGGACAUAUCUCUCUACGAGAAUGUUGAAUUACGGAAGAAACCUUCUGUUCCGGUUUAUGAGAACAUGAUCCCCGGUCCAAUGACGCCAACUUGCUCUACGUUGAAAUCCAUCACAGAUGACGAAUUCUCUUCGUUCUGUGCCGAUCGCAGUGAUAUGGACAACGAGAUGGAAUAUCGGAUUGAAAUUCCUCCUAAAAUAGAACUGAAACAUCCGACCAACAACAUCAGCGUGAAACUGUUGGCAACCAAGUUCGAAACUAGUCCUGUUGAUGCACAUCCACCUUUCGACUUUCAGCAGCAAUCUAAACUGAACAACAAUAGGGGGAGUGCGGGUCCGGUGGUAACGAUACGAAACAAAUCGGCUAAGGAUUAUCAAAACCUCACCAACAUAACGCGCAGUUUGGACGAAAAUGCGUUUAUUCGUGAGUUUGGCAGUGCCCGAAAGCUCGAAAGUUUCAACAAAAGUAUUCAGCAGAUCCCCGAAAUUGACAACAUUCUCAACGAGAACAAUCCUAACCGGCGCAAAUCGCUGGACUUUACCAGACCAAAGAGCCUAAAUCCACCGAAAAAGCUACCCUCGCUGGUCGGGAAAGGUAUCGAGAAUCUCAAAGACGGUGGACCUGCCCCACACGAUUGCUGUCGACAGCAGCACCAACAGCAGCAGCAGCAGCAGCAGCAUAAAUCAUCCCCUCCCAACGAUCUGAAGUUGGACUUAUCCACCAAGAUCGAAGACACCAAAGAAGCUAGAGCAUACAAUGUGCGCAUCACGCCAACCACCGAGAACCGAAUUUCCUUAGUUCAGUAUAAUUACGACAACCGACUCAACCGACGUGAUUCGCAGCACCAGCAACAACUACAACAAGACGAAGACCGUAAUAGCAUAACGAGUAUCUCGAGCCUGAAAAUGCUUGGUAGUUGUAAGCUGGAUCGCAGUCGAAUCGAAAAAAUCAAAGAAGAACGACGACAUCAGCUGAGCGAAAAGUAUCGCUCUGAGUCGUUCAAAGGCGAACGCACAUCCGACUACAGUAAACUGAAAUCCAAAUCAAAGUCCGAGCUACGCGAUUUCAAGGAUGGUGAAACGAUCGAUCCGGGGAAGAAGUUCGACUCCCUACGAUUUCGUUCAAAGUCCCGCGUGGAACUGUCGGACCAGCAGUACAAUAGCAUGGAUAGCAGCAACGGGCUAUGCUCGGCAGUUUCGCUCAAUACGGUUGCACCGGUUGGUGGGCGAACUCGACGAAUCAGUGACGAAAAGAAUCAGAACGACUGUAUCGCCUCAUCUAGUCCACCACGGGUGCUUACCGGCAUCGCAAACAUUCCACAGGAUGCCAGCAUAUCGCAGGUGUGUGAUAGUAAGUUUGAAUUCAAAACCAGGCAAAAGUUCGACAAAAGGGGUAGCACCAGCAGCGGCGAUUAUCCGUCGUCGUUGGGCAUUUCGGUUGGGGGUGUCGGACGAGAACGAGACAGUUUCAACGGUGGAACCAAGAGCUUCGUCCGGAGCGGCUCCGGAACACAACGGGAUCGCUUUUCGCCACAGAUUUCAAUCAAAGAUGUCGCAGCAAUGUUCGAGUCACGAUCACAAAAUCAGUCGUAAGAAAUGGAGCAAAUUGUUUUUUAGCCAGUGACGAUGUGUGGCUUGCGGAAGUUGCCGUCUUCCAAACAAAAUCUGAGAUGUUGCAUAAUUUUCCCUCAACAGAACAAAUCGCAGCUAAUAGCUUGUCUGCUAUUGUGCUAUUUAUUUUAAAAAAAUUGAUGACAAAAAAGCCCAGUCGUGCAGUCAAACAAAUGCAGUGAAUGAGUCAAAUACAAGCCAUUGAUAUUAAUUCUUACGAUUACUAUGCAUAAAUAAUUGUAGCUAAUUUACAAAACACACUGUUAAAAUAUGAACCGACCUUCACAAUUUACACAAUCAAUACGAUUAUUUAUUUUGUCAAAUCCAUAGUUGCUAUAAUCGAUUCCCACUUGAAGGUUAUACUUUUCCGUCUCCUCCUGUACUACAAUAUAAUAAAUAAAAUACUCAAACUAGAGGUCCAUUAGAUAUGAAUAGAUGCUUAACUAUGAACUACGAAUGCUAACAGUUGCAUUUAAUGACUGCAAUGAUUAACAGAAGAUUCAAUUCAAUCGGUUGAAAAAUGUUUGGUAACGCCAGACAUUGUUUGUUUGUUUGGUACUCAACAAUAUGAAAAAAUUUGACUAUUCAGAAUUGAUAGAAUAUGAAGGUGGUAGGUUGUCAAACGAUGAUUACGCAUGACCUUAAUGGAAUGUAAAUCGUACAUAGAAAGCAUAACUUUUGUUACAAUUUUUAUACACACGUAUAAAGAUUUUGGCUACUUUCGAGGCCAGUUUUGUAGAUAUUCUGACGCGUUUUCAAGUGUAUUAUCAAUCAGGCGUAAAAUAGGCUUAUGAUGAGCGGUACUCCUGUGGAUGCUUUAUCACCUGGAAAGUUAUAAAAAGGAACAUCACAUUCUUAGGUAAGAAUUUUAGGUUGUAAUGUUUCCGUCAUUUUUUUUCUGUUUGAGAAUUAGCACGACAUAAAGUAGAUUGUUAAAAUUAUGUUUAUUCGUUUUAAAAACGAAUUGUAUUUUUGAUUGUUUGUUUGCUGCACACAUCAGUUGUUUAUUUAUCGAUAAUCAGUAGAGGAGGAAAAUUUAAGGUAACUUUUUUGUUUGCAUAGGUACACAGAUAACAUCCUACGUGUAAUUGCGAGAUUUCAAAUGAGUCUAUUGAUGAUUGCAUUGAUAGGUGGAAUGUAGAGCAUCAACUAAGAAAAUAGAGAAAGUGACAAUAAUUUCCCAUUUCCGUGCUAAAGGACUAUAAAAUAAUAAUGCAUACAAAAUAUUACAGAUGAUCAAUCACCGGUGUCCUAGAAACAGGGGUAGUAGGUGUCUGGCAUUUUAUUUUCCUUCAACUUUCCUCUAAAUGCUCGAAUUCAAUGAUUUCAAUGCGGCUUUGUUCAAUUUUUUGUAUAUAUUUAUUAAUGCCUAUUUCUGAGAUGAUAGAAUGAAACGAAGGCCAACAAACAAGUAAAUGGAUGCUUUAGUCAGUUUUUGUAAAUAUGGCUAGAAUAGGUUCAUCCGAACGUGAGUUCGAAUGAGUUUUACACAUUCGGAAGAAAAACAUGACUAACAAGCUGGAGCAAAACUGAUAUAAAUAAUAAUAGCAUCAGAAUUUAUAACGCUACACUACACUACACUCGAAACUACUUGUGAACACUGAUAUUAAUAUUGCCUAGUAUUGAAUAUGAAAUAUGCAAAUUUCGCUGACCAUUACAGAAUGUUUGAAACAAGAAACCUAUGAAAAUAAAACUUCCUUGAAACAGUUGAAA